Messenger RNA from Dermacentor silvarum, 3407 nucleotides. RefSeq lists its product as uncharacterized. The record is from RefSeq and is a predicted model, not a curated record. The transcript is spliced from 14 exons. Bases 1019 to 3352 code for a protein of 777 amino acids. Lineage: Eukaryota; Metazoa; Arthropoda; Arachnida; Ixodida; Ixodidae.
GUUCAGGAGCUGCGCGCGUACCGGCGCACGAGGCAUCAUCCUCCGGAGGAAGUGAAACGGAUUUUCUCUUCUUCUUCAUUUUCUCUCUCUCUCUCUCUUUCACUGCUUCUCCUCUCCCAACAACGAGAGCACGCGCCGGCGUUCAUCCUCCUCGCUAGCGGUGCCAGCCCAGCCGGUUUCACCGAGAGAUCCAGCAACCGCCGGCAAAGAAAACAAGAAAAAAAAAAGGCGAGGAAAGAAAAAAUACUCCCCGCGAGGGGCCCACUCCAGACUCGCAGGAAACGACGACACCCGCCGAGGAGCGAGCCCUCCACGACGAGACCGGCCGAGAGAGCUGCAUCACGCCGGGCGUGGAUAGUCGCCGUCGCGCCCCGAUAUCCCGGCGUGUGUGCGCGCUGCCUACCUACCUACCUACUACGCUCGUGCGGAUAACCGGCGUCGCAUACUGAACCGAAUCAGUCGUCCGUUGUGGUGCCUGUGCUUCCUCCUGACAUACAUCGCGACCACUUGUGCGCGCGCGUGGCGAGUGUCGAAAACCACCCCGAGACAAGGGCGAGCGGCGGGAGAAGGCCGUUGUUGAUUGUCGGGGCUUGCUCGGAGAGAAUCGAAGUUGUUUGUUCGUGAAGAAACGGAGUGUGUGUGUUCGGUGUUGUGCUGCGCGGUCCCGGCCUGAAGGGGAGCCUCUCCUGUAUCGGAUCGGGGUCUCCAUCUGCCACCGAGUUGCGCGUGGUAAUCGCACGUGUCUUCUUUGCGCCCGCGUUUGGGAAAGCUUCAAGUUCGCUCGCGCGCGUGCGCGCGCUCUCCGGCGUCUCGGCUGUCAAGGACGCUGUGGGGCGCGUUCCGCUCACGGGAAGCGCGGGACACUGCGGUGACGGAAGGAUGCUGUCGUCGUGAACAACACGCAGGAUACUCAAGGCUUUAGCCUGGACCUCAACUUCUACUACAGUGCCAAGCGUAGAUUGGGUGCUGCCGACAUCUCGGCCGCCAAAGUCUAUCGACAUACACAACUUCAGGAACGAUGACGAGGUUAGAGAUGCCCAAAUUACCUUUCCUGCUGUUCCUGCAGUUCGUUGUCUUGACAACAGAGACCACAGGUCAAGGCGUGCCAUUCACCACCACAGCCACACCUACCAGUACCCUCGCAACAGCUGCCACCAGCACAGACGUGCCGACGACGGCGAGAACAACACUGGCGUCGCAGGCGACAGUCACGCCGACGUCGCCGGCGACGACCACGACGUACCAGUCGUCUUCCUCCUUCGCUCCCGAGUUCACGACGAUGGCGGAAGCUUCGGCGAGAGCGAUCGCUUCUUCGGCGUCGGCGGUGCCCUGGUGCCUCCGGGAGCACGUGUCGUACGAGCGCCUCUCGGGCUACAGGGUGGCCGACUUGCUGGCUGGACAGCGGGCGCUGCCUGAACCUACGCAGCCGGCGCCCCCUUCGACGGCCGAGGAGUGCUACCUGCGCUGUCUGGACGACGACCGCUGCCGCGGAUACAGCGUCAACCACGUGCGGCAGGUGUGCGCGCUCACGUGGUUCGACGUGGCCAACAAGUCCGACUACCUGCUGGCCGACCCGAACUGGAGCUUCCACCGCAAGAUCUGCCUGCCUGAGCGGCCCUGCUUGAGGCACUGGUCCUUCGAGCGCGUACCGCAGUUCCACCUGGUCGGCUUUGAGGACAAGGUGGUGUCCGAGGUGUCCGACCAGGACGGCUGCCUGCAGCUGUGUGCCUCGGAGACGGGCUUCGUGUGCCGUUCGACCCGGUACGAGCCCGCGAGACAGCGCUGCGUGCUCAGCAGGCACGACCGCCGCACGGCGGCAGAGUCCUUCCGCAGGACGGUGCCGGACGACGGCAGCGUGGCGGACGUGCUCUACAGCGAGAACCAGUGCGUCUCCGAACCGCCACGGUGUAACUUCCGGCCUCUGCGCGGUCGCUCCCUGAGUCGGGGUCACGUGUUCGUCGACGAAGAGGCCACGUCGCACUCCCUGUGCCAGGAGGCGUGCGUCAACCACACGGAUUUCGUGUGCCGGAGCUUCGUGUACGACCAGUCGCGCCGCCUCUGCCUGCUGAGCCCCGACGACAGCUACAGCAGCGCCGCCACCGGACCCCACCCCGAGGAGAGGGCGGCGUCCGAAGAGGACACAACGCUGCUCUUCGAGAAAGGAUCGUGCAUCGACGUGGAGAUGCGGUGCGAGGCUACCGCCAUGACGGCCAUCAUCCAGGUGACGUCAUCGUUCCGCGGUCGCGUCUACGCCGUGGGCCACCCGCACCAGUGUUUCUCUUCUUCCGUCACCGACACGGGUCACGUGGCGCUCACGGUUCCCUUGCACGGACGGCAGUGCGGCACCAAGAACCUGGGCAACGGGACCUUCCUGAACAGCAUCGUCGUGCAGCAUCAUCCAUACGUGCUGCAGAGCUCGGACAGGCGGAUUGACAUCUCCUGCGACUACGAGGAAGUGGAGCGCAAGCUGCGAGGAGGCAAGCAGGUCCUCGAAGGGGAUCUGCAAAGCCUGACGCAAGUCAUCACGGGACUGGCUCCCACGCCUCCAGUUCGACUGAGAGUCGUGAACGCUUCCGGAGACGAGGUCGCCGGCGUCGAUCUCGGCGAUCCGCUCUACCUGAAGGUCGACAUGGAGGACGAAUCCGUGUUUGGGAUCUUCGGGAGCUCUCUCACAGCGCGCAGCGGGGAAGGGUCGGAAACCAUACUGCUCCUGGACGACAAAGGCUGCCCCGUAGAGCCUGCCGUAUUCCAAGGCUUCGAGCGAGCUCCGGGCUCCAAGUCACUCAUGGCCCCGUUCCAAGCGUUCCGCUUUGCCUCAGACAGUACCGUCAAGUUCCAGAUGACCGUGUCCUUCUGCCUGGACGUCUGCCCACCGCCCAAAUGUCCAGGCGGCGGCGGCACGGAGGACCAGCAGCAGAUGCAGCACCAGCAGCACCUGUCCACCGAAAGCCGCGCUGGCCGCAGACGGCGCUCGGCCAGCGCAGACACGCACGCGCUAGACCUCCAGACGGGUGACGUGGUCACUGACGUCACCAUGGAGACUGCGCUGUUCGUCGUCCACAACCUGACGCCGUCGCCGCAGGCCUCCUCCGACACCGAGCAUGCUGGGAGAGACGCCAGAGGAGUCUCACAGAACAGGAUGCCCCGCGACGCCGUGUGCCUGACGCGACCCGUCGUGUACACGUUGGCGAGCCUGAUCGGCGUCGUGCAAGCGCUCAUCCUCGGCUCCUGCUGCAUGCUGCUGUUCGUCAACCGGAAGUGGCGACUUACGCGGAAGCGCCUGGCCGCCAUGCACGCGUCCAGCAGCCGGGCUUCCGUCUCCAGCAAGUCGGAACUCUUCCUGAGGACGUAGUAACGCCGGCUCGUCACCACAUUUCAUCCGGUCCCCCGUCCCUACCCCCCCUCCU